Molecule: messenger RNA, 4784 nt
Organism: Neltuma alba
Lineage: Eukaryota; Viridiplantae; Streptophyta; Magnoliopsida; Fabales; Fabaceae
Product: DNA topoisomerase 2-like
Exons: 19
Coding region: 86-4585 (1499 amino acids)
Biological process (GO): resolution of meiotic recombination intermediates; sister chromatid segregation; DNA topological change
Cellular component (GO): nucleus
Molecular function (GO): DNA binding; DNA topoisomerase type II (double strand cut, ATP-hydrolyzing) activity; ATP binding
Source: RefSeq, a predicted model, not a curated record
AAUCAUUCAGACACUUCCUCCGUGUCUGUUUGACGCUCUUGCUCUUCGCUCAAAUCUCGAACAACUUCAUUCUGAAUCAAUCGCCAUGGCGACUCGCCCUUUGCAGACAAGCAACAAUGUCAACAUCGGGCCAGCGGCAAUGACAGGUGCUGGGAAAACGAUCGAGGAGAUGUACCAGAAGAAGAGCCAGCUCGAGCACAUCCUUCUCAGGCCUGAUACCUACGUUGGUUCAAUCGAGAAACACACUCAGACCCUCUGGGUCUACGAGAACGAUGAGAUGGUCAAUCGCCCUGUGACCUACGUCCCGGGCCUAUACAAGAUCUUUGACGAGAUCUUGGUUAACGCGGCCGAUAACAAGCAGAGGGAUCCGUCGAUGGAUUCCCUCAAGGUUGUCAUCGAUGUUGAGCAGAACUUGAUUAGCGUGUACAACAAUGGGGAUGGGGUUCCUGUGGAGAUCCAUCAGGAGGAGCAGGUGUAUGUGCCCGAACUGAUAUUUGGGCAUUUGCUAACCAGCAGUAACUAUGACGAUAACGUGAAGAAGACGACCGGUGGUCGCAAUGGGUAUGGUGCGAAGCUUACCAAUAUAUUCUCGACAGAGUUCGUGAUCGAGACAGCUGAUGGGAAGCGCCAGAGGAAGUACAAACAGGUAUUUUCCAACAACAUGGGGAAGAAGUCUGAGCCGGCCAUAACAAAAUGCAAAGAGGGUGAAAAUUGGACUAAGGUUUCCUUUAAGCCUGACUUAGAGAAGUUCAAAAUGAGCUAUCUGGAAGAAGAUGUUGUUGCUUUAAUGAAGAAGCGGGUUGUGGACUUAGCUGGGUGUCUUGGAAAGACUGUGAAGGUUGAACUUAACGGGCGCUUGAUUCGAUUAAAAUCGUUCCGUGAUUAUGCUGAUCUCUACCUGAAAUCAGCUGAGAAAUCCAGACCAGUACCCCUUCCAAGGAUUCAUGCAAAAAUAGGUGAUAGGUGGGAAAUCUGUGUGAGUUUAAGUGAUGGACAAUUUCAACAGGUCAGUUUUGUGAACUCUAUUAAUACAAUCAAGGGCGGAACUCAUGUUGAUUACAUUACCAAUCAAAUCACAAAUUAUGUGAUGAACAAAGUUAACAAGAAGAAAAAGGAUGCCAAUGUCAAAGCGCACAAUGUGAAGAAUCAUUUAUGGGUCUUCGUCAAUGCUCUGAUUGACAACCCUGCUUUUGAUUCGCAAACCAAGGAAACUCUUACUACUCGCCAAAAUAGUUUUGGUUCCAAAUGUGAUGUUCCAGAAUCAUUGCUGAAGGAAGUGUCAAAUUCUGGAAUAGUGGACACGCUCUUAUCAUGGGCAGAUUUCAAGCAGAGCAAAGAUCUGAAGAAAUCCGAUGGAACCAAGACCCAGAGAGUUCGCGGAAUUGUAAAGCUUGAGGAUGCUAAUGAUGCAGGAGGAAGAAAUUCCGAUAAGUGUACCUUGAUAUUGACAGAGGGAGACUCUGCCAAGGCUCUUGCGAUGGCUGGGCUCUCUGUCGUGGGUCGUGACCACUAUGGUGUUUUUCCAUUAAGGGGCAAAUUGCUCAAUGUACGAGAGGCAAGCAGCAAGCAGAUAAGUGAGAAUGAAGAAAUUCAAAAUAUCAAGAAGAUUCUUGGGCUGCAGCAGAAUAAGGAGUAUAACAGCGUUAAGUCAUUGAGAUAUGGUCAUUUGAUGAUUAUGGCUGAUCAGGAUCAUGAUGGUUCCCACAUCAAAGGGCUUCUGAUCAACUUCAUUCAUUCUUUCUGGCCUUCAUUGCUUAGAGUUCCAUCUUUCUUGGUUGAAUUCACAACUCCGAUUAUAAGGGCUUUUCACACGAAUGGGACAAAAAUAUCAUUUUAUUCCAUGCCAGAGUUCGAAUCAUGGAAAGAAAGUUUGGGGAAUAAUGCAAAUGGGUGGAAGAUAAAGUACUAUAAGGGUCUGGGAACAAGUUCUCCCCAGGAAGGAAGAGAGUACUUCAGAGAUCUUGAUAAGCACAGGAAAGACUUUGUCUGGGAAGAUGACCAGGAUGGGACUGCAAUUGAGCUGGCAUUUAGUAAGAAAAAAGCAGAAGAUAGGAAGACCUGGAUCCGUAACUUUGAGCCUGGCACUCACCGUGAUCACAUGGCAAAAUAUAUAAACUACAGAGACUUCGUUAACAAAGAGCUCAUAUUGUUCUCAAGGGCGGAUCUUCAAAGGUCCAUUCCUUCAAUGGUUGACGGUCUCAAGCCUGGUCAAAGGAAGAUUCUUUUCUGCUCAUUCAAGAAAAAGUUGUUCAAAGAAAUAAAAGUUGGCCAGUUCAUUGGUUAUGUGUCUGAGCACUCAGCUUACCAUCAUGGUGAGCAGAGUCUUUCUACCACUAUCAUCGGAAUGGCGCAGGAUUUUGUGGGUAGUAACAACAUCAACCUUCUCAAACCAAACGGUCAAUUUGGUACUCGUAACAUGGGUGGCAAAGAUCACGCAAGUGCUAGGUAUAUUUAUACUGAACUCAGUCCAGUAACUCGGUGUCUCUUCGCGGAGGAUGAUGAUAAGCUUCUGGACUAUCUUAAUGAAGACGGGAAGUCAAUUGAACCGAACUGGUACAUGCCAGUCAUACCAAUGGUUCUUGUCAAUGGCAGUGAAGGGAUUGGUACCGGAUGGAGUUCCUUCAUUCCGAAUUAUAACCCAAGAGACAUUAUUGCUAAUGUUAGGCGCUUGUUGAAAGGUGAAGAAGUUGUACCCAUGGAUCCAUGGUACAAAGGGUUUAAAGGAAUCAUUGAGAAAAGUGCCAAGGAAGGUGGGUACAACGUCAAUGGUAUGAUAGAGGAAGUAGAUGAGCAAACUUUCAGGAUCACAGAAUUGCCUAUCCGUAGGUGGACUCAAGAUUAUAAGCAGUUCCUUGAAUCUGUUACUGAUGGGACGCCUAAUGCCAAGGAUACCCUCAUCGAGGAUUUCAGGCAAAAUGGUGAUGACGCUACUGUAAAUAUAGAAAUUAGGUUGAAGCAGGACAAGAUAACGGCUAUCAUGCAGGAAGGCCUGCUAAAGAAGUUAAAACUGACUGGUACUAUUAGCACAAGCAACAUGCACCUUUUUGAUGCAGAGGGGAAGAUUAAGAAAUAUGACACCGCAGAACAAAUUCUCGAGGAGUUCUUUCCGCUGAGGCUGGAGUAUUAUGAGAGAAGAAAGAAAUAUAAAUUAGGCAAUCUUGAACGACUUUUGUUGGUGUUGGAUAAUAAAGUCAGGUUUAUCUUAGGGGUUGUGAGCGGAGAGAUUGUUGUAAGUAACAGAAAGAAGGCUGAUUUGUUGAUGGAGCUGAAGCAGAAAGGUUUCACUCCCAUGCCAAGGAAAGGUAAAUCAGCAGAACCACAAAUUGCUGGGGCAAAUGAUGAAAACUCAGAAGAGCAGGAGAAUGACAGUUCUGGAGAGCAGGAAAAUGGUUCAAAGUCUGCUAGUACUGAAGGAGCAAGUGUUGGUGACUAUGAGUAUCUGUUGUCAAUGUCAAUAGGAACUUUGACCAUUGAAAGUGUUCAGAAGCUACUAAACGAGAAGGAUGAAAAGACUGGGGAGUAUGAGAUUUUGAAAGCAACACCACCAACGUCUAUGUGGUUGACAGAUUUGGAUGAGCUAGAGAAGAAACUUGAUGAUCUGGACAGAAAGGAGGCAGAGGAGGAGCAGAAGAGAUCAAGUCAAGCAAGUAAAAGGACCAGUCGUGCUGUUGGCACAAAAGCUCCCGCUAAGAGGGGACCACGAAAGAACAAUAAGGUCGUUGAGCCAGAGGCUGAAACCAUAUCUACUUCAAUGGACGUUGAGAAACCUGCUGAGAUUGCUAAACCAAAAGGUAGAGGGGGAGCUACCAAGAAAGGUCCUGCUAAGAAUAAGAAGGAUGAUGAGGAUGAUGAUGAAAUGCUAUCCCUUCAAGAACGCCUUGCUGCAUAUAACCUUGGCCCAUCUGGUAGUAAUGAUUCUACAGUCAUGGAAACUGAAGAACCCCAUGUGCCUGCUGCUGGAAAGAAAGAACAUGGCAAAAGGGCUGCUGCGAAAAAGAAGUCCUCAGCUAUUACAGUUUUGGACAGUUCUGAUAGCGAUAAUGAAAAUUUUGGUGGUGACGACGUUGAAGAUGAUGAUUUUGAGUUACAGCAGCAAAUUGCCCCAGAACCAGAAAAAAAGAGACGAGGUAGGAAACCUGCAGCUCAGAGUGGUGCCAAAAAGCCGCCUGCAGCCACCAGGAAGAGAGGUGAUGUAGCAGCCAAAAAGCAAACUCAGAUUCUGGGUCAAAAAUUUAUUAAUGAUAUUUUGAAGCCAACAGCUGAUAGUUCAGGGAUCUCGCCGGAGAAGAAAGUAAGAAAGAUGAGAGAAUCCCCAUUUAACAAGAAAAGUGGUUCCAUGCUGGCCAAGGUUUCGAACAAAGAUGAAACUGAAAGUGAAGAACAGUCUGGUUCUGCUUCCACGUCGCCUGGUCUGGAUGAGGUAGUUGAAGUUGCACCAGCACCAAGAGCUAGACCUCAGAGGGUUAUUCGCAGGCCCAAAACAUAUGUAUUGAGUGAAACCGAAAGUGAUGAGCCUGAAGAUGACGACGACGACGAUGUUGAGGCUAUUGAGGAUUCUGACUUUGACGGAGAAGAUAGUUCUUGAGCAUCUUGCUCCAAGCAUGCCAGUCUUUUUUUUUUGUUUGUUUGUUUUUUUAAAACCAGGUUAAGAACAUUGUAAUUAAUAAAGCAUGAGAUUUGGCGACAAAUUUUACAUGAUUGUAAUUACAUGACUCAACUGAAAUGAUUCUUAGCCCUUUCCUAACUCUGCAGUUGACAUUUAGGUCAAAUUAUUUCUCUGCUGA